This is a messenger RNA of Bolinopsis microptera, 2438 nucleotides long. Its product is annotated as brain-specific homeobox protein homolog. The record is from RefSeq and is a predicted model, not a curated record. Gene Ontology annotation, biological process: regulation of DNA-templated transcription. The transcript is spliced from 6 exons. Lineage: Eukaryota; Metazoa; Ctenophora; Tentaculata; Lobata; Bolinopsidae. Bases 275 to 973 code for a protein of 232 amino acids. Gene Ontology annotation, molecular function: DNA binding; DNA-binding transcription factor activity, RNA polymerase II-specific.
AGACAAGGCCUAAUGGAGCGAGAAUUUCGCCAGACAGAAGGGACGAGCCCAGCGUUGGACGCCCUGUCACGUGUUCCGUUUCGACUUAUCUAUAUCCGAUAACGAGGAACCUGCGCGCGGCUCCGUCACGCUGCACGUGCGCUGUCACGUGGUUACCACGUGACAGAUGGAGACAAAAGUACCGCAACGCACUUGGCUUGUACUUAUAAUUCUCGUUACCUCAAGUCUGCUAAGUGUUUCCCGUCUCGUUUGAUCUGAUAAUUGUCUCAACAACAUGAUGCUCCAUAACCAAGAGAAGAAGAAAAGCAAUCCGUUUUCCAUCGAGAGUCUUCUCUAUGGGAGUGGGAAGAGGAGUUCCGAGCCGACCCAGCCGCUCUCCAACCACCUCAGCUCGACCCCCACUAAUCUUAGUUCGGGGUUCACCCCCAUUAUAACGAGCUCCAGACCCAUGUACAACGUGUACCCUCAGUACAGCCAGUCCAGCCCUAUUAACUUCAACCAGUACAGCAAUGUGGCAGCUGCAGCCAUGUUACUCCCUCAUCUUAGACCUGAUAUCUGGCAAAGACAGAUACGGAGGAGAAAAGCACGGACUGUGUUCACUGAUGAUCAGUUACAGGGACUGGAAAGCCAGUUUGGCACGCAAAAGUACCUUUCAGUGCCGGAGAGAAUGGAAUUAGCUGUUUCUCUACGUCUCUCUGAAACUCAGGUGAAGACUUGGUUUCAAAACCGGCGUAUGAAAUGGAAGAAGCAGGUAGCUGAGACAGAUAUGAAAGGUAAACAAGAAAAGAAACGCCCCUGUCCUUUCAAUCCGUCAACCCAGGAACCAACUGGAGAGUCAGAACGCAGGAACGAACGCUCAGCCUUUAAACCAAACAAUGGUUCCCUACAGUCCGCUAAAGUAACGUACAACCCUCUCUCCAGCACCAAGUCCAACUCAUUCGACUUCAUGAGGCAAAUCCGAGAGCGUGGUUGAGUGAGAAUACAUGAUGGACAUGUUGUGUUAUUUCUGAUCAGGUGAAACUGAAAUGAAGUCUUUGUUUAUUGUUGACGGGGAUAAUAGCACAUUCUCCCAUUAUGGUCAAUGUCAAAUGUGGAAAAUUUCGGAAUUUCAUGAUAUCGCUAGGAGGGGUUGUCAGUUGAACUGUGUUGUACGAACCAUAGAGUAUCUAAAUUCAGAAACUAAGUGAUCGUUCGUAAUCGUAUAUUAUUAUUUCGUAAGCCAGUCUAGGGCAGAAGGUUUGGUAAUGGUACAGGUAAAGCCAGCGCAUUCUUUACAUAAUAGUCACAUAAUGUGUUAAGUGGCUUGUGAAGAUGGAAGGGCGUGUUAAAAGUUAAAAUGUGGCUUACGCAAUAUUUGAACGAUCCUUAAUUACUCAAUUAGUUGAUAAGAACUAGUGCUGGACUAAAACUGUUUUAAAUAAUUGAUAAAUAGUUGAAUAAAGGAACUGGACGUACCCUUCAAUCUGAACUUUAUUAAUAUAUUGCAGGAUUUGCAACUUUAAUAAUAUAAUUUUAUGUAAUGUAUAGUCUGACCGCAUCAACGAAGAACAGUAUGCAUAAUGGAUAUUGCUAAACAUGAAUUUGCAUGGCAAACAAUUUGACAAAAGCUAAGUUAAUUUAUAAUAUAAAGCUGUCCCAGCCGUAACUUAUAUCAUUAACAAUAUAAAAUUUGAAAUGAUUAUUGAUUAUUUAUACAUCAUUGAGUUCUUACAAAUAUCAGUGAUUACUUUUAUAAUAUUGUUAAAUGACAAAUACACGAUUUUCAUUGACGAAAUCACUUUCUAUAACUACGUUUUGCUUUUAAACUUAACAAAGCUAUCUUAACAACACUAAAAUGUAGAAAACUAAAAGUGGUCGAUGUUAUUGUUGCAUUCUUUGAAUUUUAUCGGAUAUGUGUUUUUAAAACUUUAUACUAUAAGUCUCAAAAGUUUUCUUGAUUGAUUUUCAUUAAGCAAAGUUAUUUAAAUUUAAUGAAGGCUAAUAAUACUUGAUUAUUUUCCAGCUAAGACUUAGGAUAUGAAAAAACCACAGAGGCAAUUAUUUAUUUGUUUUUGUUGACAGCUAAUGCAAUGUCUUUGCAAUAUUAAUAAGCUUGCAAUAAUGAAUAAGACUUUUACUAAUUCGUUUGUCGUUAUCUUUGUUUCAUAUUCUGUAAAGACCUAAAAUCUGCUCAUUGCUUUAAGUAUAGGUUCAGAAUUUUGACGCGCCCAUUUCUCGAAAGUCGAAACUAAAUCUUAUCGAAGCGAGCAAUGAUUCAGAUUAUAAUGAUAAUUAUAAUGAGCCGACUGAAUGACCAACCCUGCAAUUUAUCUGCUUUUUAAGGAUUUAGAAAUAAAUUUAAGUUUUUAAAAACCUCGUGAACUGUAUUUGCGAGAAGUUUAACAUCUAUGAUAUGACUUUUGUCAACAUCAUUUAUUUUAAAAACAUUAAACAACACG